GGCGUUGCGGAGGGCGUCGUACUUGCGAGGAUGCGGGUGUUGCGAGUUGGGGAAGAGAAGGGUGAUGCGUUGAGUUGCCUGUAAGAUUUCAACGUGGGGGUUUGGAGGAUGUUAUUGGGUGGUUUUGAUUGGGCUGUACAUAAGAGUUGGAGAUUUGAAUUUCUUAAUCGUAAGUAGGGUAUGGGAGCUACUGCUUGUACAUUUGUGGUGUGUAUCUGAGAUAUGCAUGAGAGAAGCUGGGCGUCAGUCAUGUUGAGGAAGUGAUGAGAUGGCUCAUGAGGCGAGAGUUGCUCAGUUUCAUUACGUCGGUCUAAGUGAUCAAAAACCGAGGAGUGAGAUACGAGGCUGGUAAGACAUGACAGAAUAAUUCUGUCCUGAUCAGGCGGUUCAUCAAAAAUGAGAUAGAGUUGUCGAAAACAUUCCUGAGCACACAUAACUUCCCGGGUCAGGCUUGUGCCGAGCAGAAUAAGUUGCCGCACGGAGUAUGGGAACUGUCUGAUAGGAACACUGGGUUGUUCUGGCUUUUUGGGAUCUUUUUGCCUUUCGACAAUUGGAAAAACAUGGGCCUCUGUCCUGGUUGUACCUUCCCUCUUGGGAACCCACAGAUGCCCGCCAGUCACAUACUUGAAUUUCUACCCACUCAACACACCUACUCAACACAAAGGAGACUUGCAGCACCAAAAUUCUCCAUGAUGAUAAGUCUUCAACCUCACCCGCCCUUUUCUUAUCAACGCCCAGUCCGCUGCCGUUUCUGGGCAAUUCCUCCCCAAAUGGAUGUAGCCCUGCUCAGCACGGCUCCCUACGGCCCAUGACGUUGGGAAACUGUGAGACUGCUCGUUGGCACCCGAUGGAACGGGGAUAAGAUUGGCAGAAUGCUCCAGACAGGCAAGGCGGAAGCCGUGCAAAGUUGGCAAAGGGAGGCAUCUGUCUACAAGAUGAGACACCCAGACCUAGACCAGCUGUCUACAAGAGGAGCAGUGAGCACACCAGCGCAAGGGUAUCACGACUCAAUCUUGGCUAUCUCGAUCAUCACGACCUGCAUCGGCAGUGCGACGGCAGCAAGUCAUGUCAGCGAUAGUCUCGCCCCAAACUCAACCCCCUCCCAGCCUCGUGUUGGAAGCCGAUGA
Messenger RNA from Podospora pseudocomata, 1127 nucleotides. RefSeq lists its product as uncharacterized. The coding region runs from base 873 to 1127 and encodes 84 amino acids. The transcript is spliced from 2 exons. Lineage: Eukaryota; Fungi; Ascomycota; Sordariomycetes; Sordariales; Podosporaceae. The record is from RefSeq and is a predicted model, not a curated record.